AUGAUGUCCAAUUCUGUGAGGCAAAGAAGAAGAGAGUUGAUAAACGAGCAUGAGGACGACUUUCAUGGCUCUGACACUGAUAGUGGUGACAUGCCCGAAACACAAGUUCCUGAGACGCAAGAAGAGGAAGGCAUAUAUCGUGUAAGAGUUGAUGAUGAUACACCUCGUGUCACAAAAGCGGUCCAAAAUCCUGCUCGCAGAAGCCAGCAACGAUCAAGGCUAAAUUUGCAGACAAAUGCUAGACCUGGAAGUAGUGACGAGGAUAAGCUACAACUUCUAGAAGUGAUGACUGGUGUUUCCCGAAACAACGAAGAUGUUCCAAAACUGUUAGGCUCGGGACCAUCAUAUAGGAGUCCACAUUCAGGAGGACUAUCAUCCGACAGUCCAUCCUCGGUGGGGAGUACAGGAGAAUUGUGGGCACCAAAUUGUCAAUAA
Thlaspi arvense is the source of this 435-nucleotide messenger RNA. The record is from the annotation of a GenBank genome assembly. Lineage: Eukaryota; Viridiplantae; Streptophyta; Magnoliopsida; Brassicales; Brassicaceae.